Messenger RNA from Triticum aestivum (bread wheat), 2959 nucleotides. RefSeq lists its product as uncharacterized. The coding region runs from base 2490 to 2858 and encodes 122 amino acids. Lineage: Eukaryota; Viridiplantae; Streptophyta; Magnoliopsida; Poales; Poaceae. The transcript is spliced from 4 exons. The record is from RefSeq and is a predicted model, not a curated record.
AUCCCGCACCCGCACCCGCUCGCCGAAACCCUAGCCGCCGCCGCCGCCCCCUCCCCGUCCCCUCCACCAAGAUCGCACCAACCACCCUGAUGGCCGUCGCCGCACGCCGCGGCGCUCCUGGACGCCCUCCCCCUUCUCCCCCAGAUCCCCCUUCUCCAUCGCCGCCUCCCCCUUCUCCCCCACAUCCAAUCGCCCUCGUCCCCCUCGUCCACCGGCCCCUUCCUCCCGUCACCACACCUCGCCGCCGGCCUCACUCCCCCCUCCUCUUCUCCGCCCCACCCCACUCCCUCCACGUACAGCGUCCACAGAGCCAGAACCGCCGUUCAUGGCCUCGCCCACGCCCUCCUUCUCUCGCACCUCACCUUCGCCGCAUACCUGCUGCAGCCCACCCCCAUCCUCAUCGUCUCCCCAAACCCUAGCCCCGCCCCGCGGCUCCUCGUCGUCCUCAUCUCCCCCGACUCCCUCGCUCUCCUCCCCUCCCCCCUGCAGCAGUCCCGCGCGCCCAUCCGCAUCUACCUCCACCCGUUGAGCAGCAGCAGGUCAGGCGGCGGCCAGAUCCGCCGCGUUGCUUCCGGAUCCGCGCCCUCGUCACGCGCGCUCGACACCAUGGAACUCGUCAACAAGGUCUUCUCUCGCCCUCUUCUCUUCUCCUUUCGAUUCGAUCUGGAUGUUGCUCACACAUGCCCGAUUUGUUUUUCUUCCUCACACAUGUCGUCGUCAAGCCCUCGAUCUGGCUGCGACCUCCAGCGCGCUCGCGCGGCUGAUGGGCAUAGGCUGGUCCAUGCACGCUGGUGAUGGCGGCUCACCAAGGUUGCCGUCGUCGCCUGGACGCACGAGGCACCCGACGACCUCCUCCAUCGCCAACCACCAGCACCCGUCUGGAGGAUUUGCGUUCUAUCCCCUCCCCCACAUGAACGACCUCCUGCCUGCAACCAUGACACGCACGGGAGAGCUCAGCUCGCCUUCAUGGGCGCCCUCUUGCUGGCCACCAUUAAGGCGCAUCAGUAGCAGAGGACCGGGCACGAGCUGCAGUACAGGUCUUGUACACGAGGAGGCCCUUGUGGUCGCUGCUGGAGGGCUGGAGCUUGGCGGCAGCCUGGCGGAUGAAGGGGGCCUGGACUAAAUUUAUUUCUGCAACAGGAUGAUAGCUUAAAUUUUGUGAUAAUUUUGGAAUAGCUCCAGCACCUACUGUUAAUUUUGCACAUAAAGCUUGAGUAAUUUUGCACAUGAAGCUUCAGUAUUUUAGCAGAUGAAGCUUUUGCUACUGUUAUUCUUGUCAUGAAUCUUCCACCAUUUUUCAGUAGCUUAAAUUUGACUUGGUGUAGUAAUCUUGGUGCUUAGGGCUGCUUAUAUCUCAUGCUAAUUGUUGCAUGAUUAGUUUCAGUAGUUUUAUAACAGCAGCAGUAGCACAAAUUUAAUUGAAUUCAAUAAAAAUUUCCAGAUUCUCUUCUUGAUCUGUAAUAUUCAAUUAAAAUUACGAAGGGUUUCAGUUUAAUUAAAACUAAUGGAAACCUUUUCGGUUAAUCAUGUUGUUUACUAUAGUAAUAGAGUAAGUAAUUUAGUGUAGAGGCUUGCUGUUAGUAGAAGAGUAAGUAAUUAAUUCCAGUUGUUUACUAUUAACGCGUAGAGGCUUGCUGUUAGUAGUAGAGUAAGUAAUUCAACUUUCUUGAUUCACUGCAAGUUGGAUGGAGGAUGUUGCUGUGGCACUUGUAUAUUAAUGUUGCUACAGAGUUAACAGAAACAAGUUAGAUGAUUGUUGAUUCUUGAUUGUGUGAACAUUAUAACACUCGUAUAUUAAUGUUGCUGUGACACUCGUAUAUUAUUGUUUUCUUGAUUCUUGAUUCACAGAUUCUCUGCAAUUACCUAAAUGAUUGUUGUGUUUCACAAUUCAGUGUCAAAAUCAACGGACAUUGAAGUUAUAUUUCAUAUUUGGAUUCUUGUUAACAAAAACAAGUUACAUCAAAUGGCAUUGUGAAGCUUUCAGUAAAACUGUCAAGCAACUUAUUGUUCUAAUAGUAAUUUAGGAAUAACAAGUGACUGAUUUAAACAAUUUCGUAACCUCAUUAGUAGUAUAAUAAAUAGAAAGUGCCAAGUAUAGUAGCAUACCCAGAUUAUGUGAACUCCUGCAUAACAGCGGCAGUCUCUCGGACAAGCUGGGUCACCGGGAUGGUUUCCUGCAUUUGGAAAUGAAUAUUAAUCAGGAAACAUAUAUUUGCUAGGGAUGAAAUUGUAGUCCCAAUCUUUGAUUCAUUGCAAAUUGCAGUUCCAAUCUCUGAUUCACUGCGACCUUCAGGAUGCAUUUACUUAUUGCAAGUGAAGCAUCCUAUAUUAUUCUCAUUGCAGUGUACACAGUCUGCUCGCACGAAAUCUGUUUUGUUUCAUGCAAGAAGUCAAGAACUAUCAUCCAGCUUGAAUUUUUGGGGAUCAUUGUUCACACCUUACAAUUGCUUUGCAGGAUAACAUUCACCCUGACUGUGUAGCACUGCAGUAUGGCUACGGUGACUGGCCUGUGCCUCAGGCUUAAGUUGAUGCAAAACCUGCGCGACUUGGUGAGGCUGAGGCCAUCACUGAGGCUGGAUACAUGCAUGUGGACACAGCCACGGCCACAGCUCUCCGGAAACCAAGACGGCGACAACGUCGACGGGAUCCUCGGACAACCUGCGUCCUUCUGCCUGUGUCCUUCCCCUACCACGCCCACGACCUGCAUCCAGCUGCUCCUGCCUCGGCCCUCCUCAACUUGGCUCCUGGUGAGCUGCUAUAUUUUGCGUAAAUUCAAGAUGAAAGAGGUUCAAAGAAGCUCCAAGACAUUCUUAUAUAGCAAGUUAUGUAAUAAUAGCUGGAUUAUCUCGGCAUUGUGAACUCUAGAAUUUCAUGUAUCUUCUCUCUGUAUCUGAAUGAAAUGUUGUAUAUUUCAGAUUUACAAUUUCUGUUUCAUAUGAAAUAGUAAUUAUGCAUGUGA